This is a messenger RNA of Lotus japonicus, 1925 nucleotides long. Its product is annotated as tyrosine decarboxylase 2. The coding region runs from base 126 to 1592 and encodes 488 amino acids. Gene Ontology annotation, biological process: amino acid metabolic process. NCBI's taxonomy places the organism in Eukaryota, Viridiplantae, Streptophyta, Magnoliopsida, Fabales, Fabaceae. The transcript has 13 exons. The record is from RefSeq and is a predicted model, not a curated record. Gene Ontology annotation, molecular function: pyridoxal phosphate binding; carboxy-lyase activity.
GGUGUGCACUGUGCACACACACUGUGAUCAUCGAAUGUUGUGUGGUCUAUCUCUCUUCUCAUCAGAGUAACACAGUGCAGUGUAAACAACAACGUCAACAGAGUCAAACGUUCGAAACUUUUGCGAUGGAAGGAAAUGGGUUGAGACCAAUGGAUGCUGAGCAACUCAGAGAGCAGGGUCAUAAGAUGGUUGAUUUCAUUGCUGAUUACUACAAAACCAUUGAAAAUUACCCAGUUCUUAGCCAAGUUGAGCCAGGUUAUCUUGGGAAGCUUUUACCUGAUUCUGCUCCUACUUAUCCUGAGUCAUUGCAACAGGUUUUGGAUGAUGUAAAGGAAAAGAUAUUGCCAGGGGUGACACAUUGGCAAAGCCCAAAUUAUUUUGCAUAUUUUCCUUCCAACAGUAGCAUUGCUGGAUUUCUAGGAGAGAUGCUCAGUGCUGGUAUUAACAUUGUGGGUUUCAGCUGGAUAACUUCUCCUGCUGCAACCGAACUCGAAACAAUUGUCCUGGACUGGCUUGCCAAGGCGCUCAAUUUGCCUGAUAAUUUCUAUUCUACUGGGCAAGGUGGUGGAGUUAUACAGGGAACAGCUAGUGAGGCUGUGCUAGUUGUCUUGGUGGCCGCCCGUGACAAGAUAUUGAGGAGGGUUGGAAGGGAUGCCCUUCCUAAGCUUGUGACGUAUGCAUCAGAUCAAACACACUCUGCUUUACAAAAAGCUUGCCAGAUAGCUGGACUUAAUCCAGAGCUUUGCAGGUUGCUUAAAACUGAUUCUUCCACAAAUUUUGCGCUUUCUCCUGAUGUACUUUCUGAAGCAAUUUCAAGAGACAUUGCCAGCGGUCUUAUUCCCUUUUUCUUGUGUGCUACUGUUGGUACGACUUCAUCAACAGCAGUUGAUCCUCUGCCUGCAUUGGCAGAAAUAGCUAAGACCAACACAAUCUGGUUUCAUGUGGAUGCUGCAUAUGCUGGCAGUGCCUCUAUAUGUCCAGAGUACCGCCACCACAUUGAUGGUGUUGAAGAAGCAGACUCUUUUAACAUGAAUGCACAUAAAUGGUUCUUGACAAAUUUUGACUGUUCACUACUUUGGGUGAAGGACAGGAGUGCUCUGAUCCAGUCACUGUCUACAAAUCCUGAAUUUCUGAAAAACAAGGCUACUCAAGGAAACCUGGUCAUAGAUUACAAAGAUUGGCAAAUUCCUCUCGGGCGUCGCUUUAGAUCAUUAAAACUGUGGAUGGUGUUGAGACUUUAUGGAUUGGAAGGUCUGCAAAGUCACAUAAGAAGCCAUAUUGCGAUGGCUGCUUAUUUUGAGGAACUUGUUGGUCAGGACACAAGAUUCAAGGCCGUUGCACCCCGCACAUUCUCUUUAAUUUGCUUCCGGCUUUUGCCUCCCUCCAACUCUGAAGAUCAUGGCAAUAAGCUAAAUCGUGAUCUACUGGAGUCAGUAAAUUCAACAGGAAAAAUUUUCAUAACACACACGGUUCUAUCAGGUGAGUACAUUCUACGUCUUGCAGUAGGAGCACCAUUGACAGAAAAGAGGCAUGUCACCAUGGCGUGGCAAAUUUUGCAAGAUAAAGCCACUGCUCUACUUGAGAGUUUAUAGGAUGAGUCUGCUCUGCUCCCAGCAUCAACCAUUGCUUUCUGAAACAUCCAAGGUUUCACAUGACAACAUUGUUUUGUGAUUCUUUUCUCUACACAUAGCGGAAGCUUUAUAGCACCCGGUUUGCUCUUAUUAUUAUACAUAAAUCCUUCAUUUGGCAGUGUUGUCUUGUGCUGUAAGCCUGUAAGUUUGUCUUAAGCAGCAUUCUUUUUCUUUAACUCAUCAAUAAUUGCCAAUUGUAGACAGCACAGAGCAAACCCUGCAACAAAAUCUCUUGUAAUUCAUUACUAUUGUUUUUGUCAAUGUGAAACAAGCCCCCAUUCGAUUGGAUUCUCA